This is a messenger RNA of Sceloporus undulatus (fence lizard), 5402 nucleotides long. It is a transcript of the gene ATP10D, whose product is annotated as ATPase phospholipid transporting 10D (putative). Lineage: Eukaryota; Metazoa; Chordata; Lepidosauria; Squamata; Phrynosomatidae. Gene Ontology annotation, molecular function: ATPase-coupled intramembrane lipid carrier activity; ATP binding; magnesium ion binding. Bases 201 to 4277 code for a protein of 1358 amino acids. Gene Ontology annotation, biological process: phospholipid translocation. The record is from RefSeq and is a predicted model, not a curated record. Gene Ontology annotation, cellular component: plasma membrane. The transcript has 24 exons.
UAGUUCUCCAGAAUGCAUCUGAGGAAGUAGUUUAGUCUAGGAAAGCUCAUGCUGCCAAUUUUCUUUCCUUCAAUAUCACCAACAGCAACAGUUAAGCCUGGCUGCAUGAAAAUAGCUUUGGAGCUCAGUGGAUCCCAAACUGGACAUUGCCUGGUGUACAGACCCUCCCUGAAAACACAACAGUCACCUCGCUGGGGAAGAUGUUGCUGGGGCCCUCAUCAUCUGAGGAAGCCAGAGAUCAUAGCAGGUCCCAAAUGGAAGAUGAUUCUCCACAAUGUCACAAAUUCCAGCAGCCAGCCAAGAUAACCAGUAAACACCGGAUGGUUAUACCAUGUCUGGGGCAUUUUAAAGAAGAAUAUGAAAAAGUAACCAAACAUUAUAGGUCAAACAGAAUACGGACUACAAAGUACAGAAUAUGGAGCUUCAUACCAAGAAACUUAUAUGAACAAUUUCACAGAGCUGCAAAUUUAUACUUCUUAUUCAUUGUUGUGCUAAACUGGAUUCCAGUCGUGGAAGCCUUUAGGAAAGAAAUCACAAUGAUUCCUCUCCUUGUGGUUCUUACAAUUAUUGCAGUGAAAGAUGGCCUAGAGGAUUACUCAAAAUACAGAUUGGAUAAAAAGAUAAACAAUUUUAUCACCCUAGUCUACAAUCAGAAGGAACAGGCAUAUUUAGAAAAGUUGUGGAAGGAUGUUAAGGUCGGUGAUUUUAUCCGAUUGUCAUGUAAUGAGGAAAUUCCAGCUGACAUGGUGCUGUUAUAUUCUAGUGAUGGAGAUGGGAUAUGUCACAUUGAAACAUCAAGCCUUGAUGGAGAGACCAAUCUAAAACAGAAGCAGGUGGUGAAAGGAUUUGCAGAACAGGCCACUGAAAUAGACCCAGAAACAUUUUCAUGCAGAAUUAUAUGUGAGAAUCCCAGCAGUGAUCUCAACUAUUUCCGAGGUUUUAUUGAACAUACAAAUAAUGAACGAGUGGGUUUGAGUAAGGAUAACUUGCUGAUGCGAGGAUGCACCGUCAGAAAUACGGAAGCUGCUAUUGGUAUUGUGGUGUAUGCAGGUCAUGAAACCAAAGCCAUGUUAAACAACACAGGCAGCCGUUAUAAACGAAGUAAACUAGAGAAGAUGGUAAACAGAGAUAUCCUCUGGUGUGUUCUGCUUCUCUUUGUGAUGUGCUCUGUAGGGGCAGUGGGUCAUGGAUUUUGGCUAAGCAAUAAUCCCAAGCCACCGCUCUAUAGCAGUGGGAAACGGCCUGAUCCAACUUGGGGAGGUUUUUUAAUGUUUUGGACUAUGAUAAUUUUACUUCAGGUCUUGAUCCCAAUUUCUCUAUAUGUUUCCAUUGAAUUUGUCAAACUGGGCCAAAUUUAUUUCAUCCAGAAUGACAUUGAUUUAUACCAUGAGCCCACAGACACCAGGAUUCAGUGUGGAUCACUAAAUAUUGCUGAGAACCUUGGACAGAUUGAACAUAUUUUUUCUGACAAAACUGGAACCCUCACUGAGAAUAAAAUGGUUUUUCGAAGAUGCAGCAUUGCAGGGCAGGAAUAUGGCCAUGAAGAGAAUGCCAAGAGACUCGAAACCUAUCAAUCAGAAUAUGAAUCAGAAGAUGAUGAGGCAGCAUUCUUUUCUUCACGUUGUUCUUUGAAGCACUCAUCGAGGUCACGAUUUCCUCGAAAAUCAAGUGCGUUCAUAAGUUCGAAGUCUAUGAGUCGCAUGUUUCGUAGCACGAGUGCUGUUGGUAUGCCAAGCAUGAGGCAACUAGCCUUCAGCAGCCCAAUUGAGACUGAUGUUGUCCCAGACCCACGACUUGUAAGGAAAUUUCAGCGGAUCUCAUCCAGAGUCUAUAUGAUUCCUGAACCAGUUGAGGUAACCUCAGAGAUAAUGCAAAUCAGCGAAUUCUUCAUUGCUCUAGCAAUUUGCAACACAGUUGUAGUUUCAGUACCUGAUCAACCACGUCUAAAGAGACGGUGGUCUUCAGUAACCAAAAUACCUACUUUACCCCUGGGUGAAUUUAAGCAAAUAUUUAGCAAGUUGUCAUACCGAAAAAUUAGCCCCUUGUCUGCUCAAACCUCAGCUUAUACACCACCUGAAAAAGACCAAAAAACACCAAAGCUGACUGUUUUCCAUGUGCAGUUUCCAUCAUCUUUAACCAACAAAUUUUCAGAUACUUCUGAGAGCUCACCAAGCACUGUAACAUCUGGGCAUGAAGAAAUAGGUACACAGGAGAGCAGUAAGGACGAAUUCUCUGACCUUCAAGAAAUGGAGUCUCUAAGUCCACCAGAGACCAGUAAGAAGGUAUUGGCUCAGGAACAACGAACAGAGACUUUAUGUGCACGAGAGACCACUAUAUUGGAGUCUCCUGACUUUGAUCCAAUGGCACUCUCCUAUGAGGCAGAAAGUCCUGAUGAAGCAGCAUUAGUGCAUGCUGCCAGGGCUUAUCAGUGCACGCUGAAGGCUAGGAAUCCUGAGCAGGUGACGAUAGACUUGGGUUUUUUGGGAACGUUAACAUUUCAGCUGUUACACAUUUUGCCUUUUGACUCAACCCGCAAGCGAAUGUCUGUAGUGGUGAAGCACCCACUUUUAAACCGGAUCGUGAUGUACACAAAGGGCGCAGAUUCUGUUAUGAUGGAUUUGCUGCAGACAGAAGCAACAGGUGAUAAAAAAACAGAUAAGAUCCAGAGGGGAAAACAGGACAGAACUCAGAGGCAUCUAGAUGAAUAUGCUACACAGGGACUACGCACUCUUUGUAUAGCUAUGAAGGUAUUGAAUGAUGACGAGUAUGAAAAAUGGUUGCAAGGACAUUUUUUAGCUGAAAGCAGUAUAGAAAACAGGGAAGAACUGCUCCUUGAGUCAGCAGAAAGGCUUGAGAACAACUUAAUUUUGCUUGGUGCCACUGGGAUUGAAGAUCGCUUGCAAGAAGGUGUCCCAGAAACCAUAGAAUCCCUUCGAAGAGCUGGAAUUAAUGUUUGGAUGCUGACAGGUGAUAAACAAGAGACAGCUGUCAAUAUAGCUUAUUCCUGUAAAUUACUGGACACUACUGACCAGCUCUUCAUUCUUAAGUCUGGUAAUUUGGAUGACUGUUCAAAUAUGAUAGACAAUAUUUUAGAAGAUAUCAGGAGGAAUGCUUGUUCCAGGGGAAGGCGCAAUACAACUAUUAUAAGCAUCCCAACCACUUCGAUAGUUCACAUUUCCCAGUUCACUUAUGCACUAGUUAUAGAUGGACCAACAUUAAAAUUUGCAUUGCAUGAACGUGUGCAGAAGAAGUUCUUAGUGCUCACGGGACGUAUCCGGGCUGUGAUCUGCUGCCGAGCAACCCCUGUGCAGAAGAGCCAGUUAGUGACACUGGUACGAAAGGAGCUGAAAGUGAUGACCCUGGCUAUAGGUGAUGGUGCCAAUGAUGUCAGUAUGAUUCAAGUUGCUGAUGUUGGAAUUGGAAUCUCUGGCCAAGAAGGCAUGCAGGCUGUGUUGGCAAGUGAUUUUGCACUUGCUCAGUUCAAGCAUCUGAAAAAGCUGCUGUUUGUUCACGGACACUGGUGUUACACCCGACUGGCCAACAUGAUCCUUUACUUUUUCUACAAGAAUUUGGCCUAUGUCAACCUCCUAUUCUGGUUCCAGUUCUUCUGUGGAUUUUCAGGAACACCCAUGACUGACUACUGGAGUUUGAUUUUCUUUAAUCUUCUUUUCACAUCAGUACCCCCGGUCAUUUUUGGUGUGGUAGACAAAGAUGUCUCUGCAGAAAGUCUCAUGCACAAUCCAGAACUUUACAAAGCUAGUCAGAGAAAUGAGCCAUAUGGGAGUUUAGCUUUUGCAAUGAACUUGUUAGAUGCAUUUUACCAAAGCCUAGUCUGCUUUUUUAUCCCUUACUGUGUAUUCCGUAACACUGAUAUAGACCUCUAUUCCUUUGGGAGUCCUCUUAACACUACCAUGUUCUUUAUCAUAAUACUACACCUCGUGAUUGAGAGUAACUCUCUGACUGUGAUACCCAUCUCUGUUUUUGCUGGUAGCAUCUUUUUGUUCUUCUCCAUUAAUGGGACUUUUGGAGCUGUCUGUGUCCUCUGCAACCCACCAGCCAAUCCAUACUGGGUUAUACAAAGACAAUUGAGUAAUCCAACAUUUUAUCUGGUUUGUGUCAUCACGACACUAUUGGCUUUGCUUCCAAGGUUUUUGUUCAGAGUAAUCCAAAACACAGUAUGUCCAAGUCCACUGAUGAAAGCCAGACUCCAUGAAAAUCAAGUUCAGAAGAGUAAGAUGCAGCGUGUUGAUGUAGAUCCAGUGAGUAGUGACACCUAAAGAACAAAUGGGAAUACUCAGGAGUCUGCCUGAUCUGCUAAUUCAGCAAAAGAAAAUAACACUGCAGCUUGUGAUUUGUUGAGUUCCCAAUGUACUUGACUUGCAAUUCAUGAUGAAUUUGAAGGAGCCUGAGCAGAAGUGCCAGAUCCAGCAUCCAGGGCAUGCUUAACAAUGGUGGCAGGAUGAAUUAUGAGGACACUGGAAUGUUUAAGCCCUUAGAAGGAAUUCUGUUCCAGCAUAUGCAGAGUUGGUGCUUCUUCAUAUGGCAGCUUGGACUUUGCUACUGGAGAGAAACAUUUGGAUAUUUUCUCACGAAUAAGAUAGCUUUCCAUUCCUCCUUUGGCAUAUAGAUGGGUUUAACAUAUUCUGCCAAAAAUGGGGUACUCCUCCUCCUUUUUUUUUAAAAUGUCCAAAACAAAGACAUUCAUUUGAUCUUUCUGGCACAGGACUUUUCCUUUUCAUAGAAUAUACAGCCACCACAUACUGAUUUCUCUUCAAAACAUUUUUUUUAAAAAAAGAAUUCACAAUAAUUUGUUCAAGAUUUAAGCAAGCAUCAUUCAUUGCUGAAAUUCCAGAGUAACCUCAGCCCUGUGUACCACAAUGCAGGAAAAUUCUGUGAGAGCUUAUUUAAUUGGAACACGAAGGAGACUCACUUAAGCCUGUCCAGACAGAGAGGUGCUGGGCUUUCUGAUUUCUGACUUUUGUCUGGUUACUAAUAUUGUAGUGCUUAAUGUUCUGAGGCAAUGUUAGAUUAAGUAUCUCUAACAAAGAGUGCAGUAGCUUCCUCUGACAACAGCUGUGCAGAACAUUUAGCUUAAUCAUUUCAUAAUAAAACUAUAAUUAUUCAUGGGAGCAAGACCCUGAAACAAAAUAUCAUAUGUCAGUAAGCAUUUCUCUGGAGAAUAAACUAGCGGAAGAAGUGAGACAGUUUUAUAUAUAAUGAUUAUGUGAUGACCAAUGCUUUUCUCCAGCUAGCCCAAUUGCCUGUCUUCCAAGAGCUUCCUCUGUUAGUGGACCUAACAUGAAACUUGUGUUUCUACUGCUACUUGUAAGGAUUAUGCAAAUAUAUCAAUUUAGUGCAACUCGGAAGGCCAUUUUUCUCAGGCUGUGUUUCAUCCCACUCAC